UAAUAUUUAAUUUUUCGAAGCUAAUGUCUCGUUAACGGAUACUUCGAAAAAGCCUUGCGCCAAACUACCGGUCACCGUUGCGACUUAGUCGAUCUUAACUAGAACACUAGCGCAGGGAGCUGAAUUCACGGGACUCAAACUAUGUUUGUGGCGUCGGUUUGGUUCUCUUUUUAGUAAAUUUCCUCGAGCUCGACAAGGCAUACUGUGCAUCCAUCCGUACAGUACAGUACGUGAAUGUACUGAGAUGACCAAGCCACUUUGAAGCCAUCGCCUACAUAUCUAUCUGACUAGCCCCAACUAAUACACUGUACCUUUACUUCUAGAUACUUCCUCCUUUUUAAAAUAUAUCUAGGUACACAUCUUGGAAUUAUAUAUCUUCCAAAUCUAUUCACACAUCUUUCAAUUUCACCCAUGGUUGCAAUUGCGGGUUUUUAUUGUUACCCCUCCAACACCAUUGCUGAAUCAACUACUUCGAUACUUUGGCUUACCUUCCCAGUCAAUGGUCAUCGCAACACUUCAACAUGAAUAAAUUGAACGGCCUCGUCAAUUCACCCGAGGCUUCGGAUCAAGAAGAUAAAAAGAAGAGCGUCGAAGUGCCACCUCCCUACAGCGCAGGAAAUAGCAUACCUACAUCCGAACAGACCCCAUUCACAUCCGAUGAUGAGCUAAACUCCGGAUUCGAGUCGCUCAGCCUCACAUCCUGGACCACGGAAUUAACACCCGACACUUGUCUAGCGCACCUCAAAUUACUGGCCGCUUUUCAGAAUCUCAAGGAGGAAGUCGGUUAUACCGACGGAUUAUGGGGAUUAUACGAUAGUCAUGUCCUCUCGGCGCAGGACAAGAAAUCUAAGGCCGUAGAAAAUGGCCUGAAACUCGAUGAUGAGACGGGUAAGCGCUUAGCUGCGCUUCGGGAGAAACGAUGGGCGCUUUUCGUUGCGAGAGCGGUGGAUCGCUAUGAGACGUGGUGGAGAAAGCUUUCCAAGGACUUUCUAGGCAGUUAUGAUAUGAGCAGAGAAUCGGAGAAAUACACACAAUUCGUGUCGCACAGCAAUCCGCUCGCGUGGGCUGAGAACAUCCUACCACCUUUAGAUGUCUUAAUGGUCUGGCAUGCCCAUAUGCUCAACCCCAGAGCAUAUCUCGAAGAUUGCGUGCUGUAUUGUCUAAAUGGACUUUGGAUGGCAGGGAUGCCCUGGGAGCUCAUCAACGACGCGAUUGACAACGAUUUCAAUUACAAUGUCUCUAGCGAGUGCGUCCUUGCCUGGGAGCAUAUUAUAGAGCGAAAAUGGGACAACAUCCAGGACCCGCUCGUCAAAAUCCUGAAAUGCCCCACCUGUAACGAAGUCCUCCCGAUACCGUGGACGACAUGCGGCAAACCCGAAAACUACGAUGGACCCUACAACGGCCUACUCGGAGAAGGAUACGGAGAUGGAAACUUCACAUACACGUGUCAUAAAUGCGGAAAGACACUUACCAGGGAAUUUCUCGAGGUAGCUAAGUUCGUCAAGGACACAAAAGACCUCAUAGCCCACCACCGACCUAUGCCAGGCACAAUCCUCGACAUCAAAACCGGAUUACCAAAGAUGGUUCCUCGCGGCGUGUAUAAGGAUAGACACGAGCGCACAUUUCCGAACCGGUUGAUUCAAAACCACCUUCGGAGUCAAUUACUCGAGUUGACGUCGCGCGAUAGAUGGCCCCCAGCUUCCAUGGAAAGCGUGCGUAUCCUUAUUGAGACGGCGAUUAAAAACGAUAAGAUCAUAAAGCAUGUAGAGAAUGUUACGGGCCGCGAUGCGAUAAAGCGGUAUGUUCUGGGUGCGGAUGCGCGCGCGCAUACGAGGAAGAUGAUGUCGCGGUAUUGGGGCAAUCCGUCGCCUUUUGCGCUUGAACUUGGGGGCGCGGUGUUGAGACAGGGGAUUUUCGUGGAGAAGAUGAAUAAGAUCGAUUGGCUUCACAGUCCAGCUGCGCGAGACACUAUGGCGCGAUUGAUCAAGAAGUACGACCGCUUUGUUAGGAUCAUGGCGGCGCACCCGAAAGAAGUCGUAGUCCCGACUCUUGAUGUUGAUCUCGCGUGGCAUACUCACCAACUCACGCCUUCGAUAUACACGCAGUCCGUGUACUCUAAGACGCGUCAAUUGAUCGAUCACGAUGAUAAGAUUGAUGAGGAUAAACUAUCAACUGCGUUCGAAUGGACGAGUAGGACAUACCAGGAGAUGUUUGGUGAGGUGUAUUCCGAGUGCACGUGCUGGUACUGCGAAUCGAUCCGCGCUGCGCAUGUCUCGUCCGUGGGAAGUAUGUUCCGCGUGUCGAAGAAUGAGAAAAUAUCCGAAUCCUUUCACGCAUCCGGCCGCGCCUCCCUCUGUCCCCCCGAUAACUCCGCCCACAUAUCCGCACACAACUCCGUGCGUUUCACAGACCCCAACACCUCCCGCGACGCCGUACGCCGGCGUCUCCAUCUAGCCCACCGCGAUCACCUCGACAAGAGCUAUAAUAAAGCGCAGAAACGCGCGAAGAGGAAAGGAAGGGACUUACCCCCGAGAGAUGAGUAUUAUUAUAGCUAUUGGGGGUAUCCGUAUAUGAUGUACGGACCGUUUGUGUAUCCGGUUUAUUUUACGCCGGGGGUUUACCCGUAUGGGGAUCCGGGUGCGGCUAUGGCCGGGAAUGGAGCUAUGGGGGCUUGUGUUGCGGGGGCUUGUGGGAGUGGUGGGGGUGGGUGUGCUGGGAGUGGAGGGUGUGGUGGGGGGGUUAGUGGUGCUUGCGGAUCCUCUGGCCCGGCUUGUGGUGGUGGCGGCGGAGGGAUCGGGAUUGGAGGAGGAUGUGGUGGAGGUGGUGGGUGUGGUGGGGGAGGAGGCGGUGGUUGCGGUGGUGGAGGUGGUGGCUGCUAGUCCAGCAUACGAUCCCCCCUCCUCUCCUGC
This is a messenger RNA of Hypoxylon trugodes, 2909 nucleotides long. RefSeq lists its product as uncharacterized. The record is from RefSeq and is a predicted model, not a curated record. The transcript has 6 exons. The coding region runs from base 522 to 2879 and encodes 785 amino acids. Lineage: Eukaryota; Fungi; Ascomycota; Sordariomycetes; Xylariales; Hypoxylaceae.